Molecule: messenger RNA, 1618 nt
Organism: Helianthus annuus (common sunflower)
Lineage: Eukaryota; Viridiplantae; Streptophyta; Magnoliopsida; Asterales; Asteraceae
Product: F-box/kelch-repeat protein At1g22040
Exons: 2
Coding region: 143-1468 (441 amino acids)
Molecular function (GO): protein binding
Source: RefSeq, a predicted model, not a curated record
UACAUAUCUUUGAAUACAGAUGGCACACCUAGGAAGCUUGGGUUCACAGAUACGACACUGGAGUAAUUUCAGUGUUCUUCCCCAAAUUCGCUACCUGAACUGAAAACCCUAAUUUUGUCUCAUACCAGGACCGACUAUCUUAAUGGGAGCUUUUUUGAGCAAAAAUCAUCUUAAACGGAUUGGAUCAUUUCAUGCUCCACCUAAUGAAUCCUGUAAGAGACAGAAAACAUCAUCAGGUGUUUGGUAUGAUGAGCCUCGAUUGAUUCCCGGUCUUCCUGAUGAAAUCUCUCUUCAGAUUCUUGCUAGAACUCCCAGAAUUGGCUAUUUGAAUUUGAAGGCAGUAUCGCCCAGCUGGAGAGCCGCAGUAACCAGCCCUGAAAUUUACAACAUCAGGAAAGAAUUAGGUACCACAGAGGAAUGGCUCUACAUUUUGGUGAAUAAGGGGCUAUUUGGACGUUUCUUGCACGCGUUGGACCCCAUUUCUAAAAGAUGGCAAAGAUUGCCUCCUAUUCCUAAUGCACUUGUAGAAAUUGGUUAUAGACGAAGCUUAUCGUGUUUUCGGACUGUGUAUCGUAGUUGUGCUUUUGCAGCUGUUGAUGGCUGCCUAUACAUGUUAGGAGGGGUGUCUGGAUGUUCUAGUUUGACCAGUGUCUGGAAAUACGACCCGGUUUCAAAUUCUUGGAUUGAAGCAAACCCCAUGUCUGUUGGUAGGGCUUAUUUUGAAACCGGGGUGUUAAACAAUAAACUGUUUGUUGUUGGCGGCAUUAGCUUUAGUCGUGUUGGUGAUAAUCAUUACAGUAAAACCCCGCUACAGUCGGCAGAGGUUUUUGAUCCCGAAACCGGGUUGUGGUCGGAUAUACCAAGCAUGCCAUGUUCAAAAGCACACGCAACUGCGUUUUUAGGAGGUUCACAGAACCCUGUUACUAUAGGAUUGGCAUCUUACAGAGGAAAACUAUAUGUUCCUCAGAGUUUCCUUCGCUUGCCGUUUUUCGCUGAUGUUGGUGGUGAAGUUUAUGACCCUGAAACAAAUUCAUGGGUCGAUAUGCCAACGGUCAUGGGUGAAGAUUGGCCCCCUCGCAUAUGGGGAACCAAACCGAGUGUGAUUCUUGAUGGUGAUCUAUAUGCGAUGGAUCCUAUAUACUCUUUGGAAGGUGCUUUGGAAGGUGGAAAAGUAUAUGUUUAUAAUCACCCCGAUGAUUCUUGGAUAGUGGUUGAAGGAUACGUGCCUUUACGCAACCACUCACCAUAUAUACUUACGGGUUUACUUGGGAAGCUUCAUGUGGUCACUAUAGAUGAUAACGAUAACAUGGUAGUGAUGCGGGGUGAUAAACGAGAUGAUUCGACUGCAUCAUUAGAUGAAGGAGAUUCUGAAUCAGUGACGACUUCUGAGUCAUAUAUCUGGAAUGUGAUUGCUUCCAGGAAUUUUCGUUUAGGCAGGCUUGAGGGUUGUCAAAAUCUCGAUAUAUAAGUGGGUUCGUUUCAUAACGCAUCUCUCUCUUUCUAACUACUUUUGACUAUGUUUUAUGUCCUGUGUACAAAUGUAAUAUGAGGUUGGUUUCUUGAAACGGAGGUUACCACUUAUAUAGAAGUUUACCAUGUGAGAAGUGUUAAAAAACCA